GGGUAUUAUUUUUGCUCGCUUGUGGCAAAAAGCGCGCGCGGGAGGCCUAGCACUGCCUCACCGGUGUGGCAAGUAGCCUCCAUCGGUCUCUGACCCAGCCAGCUCAACAGCGCGCAACGGGUCACGGCUGCCAUAGCGCCAGCGGCGAGUUUAGCUUUUGCUUGAAAAAAGGGCCAUCUCGCGCGCCGGCGCCCGCGCCGUCAGCGCACCCGCACCGUGGACCCGCAACAGCGAGCGAAAAACCGCGAAAGCGCGCAAAGAAGGCACCGACGCGCCAACGCGAUGCCGGCCGCGCAAGAGCCGAAAGGCGCCGCCGCCGACAAAAAGCCGUCCCAGCGGCGACGGCGCGGCGGCAAGAAGCACCCCAAGCCCGACGGCGACCAACGGAGGAGGGAGAAGCAGGAGGCUCCUACCGAAGAAGCUCCGCAAGAACCGGUCCAGAGGUCUCGAGGGAGAAGGAAUCGCAAUCCACAGAAGGAACCGGAGGCCAAAAAAUUGGAAGAGGAUUCUGACGUCCUAUUAGCUUUUGGGGCAUUACUGAAGACGAACGACCCCGCCGCUGCGGCGGCGCACGCGGCGUACGAGCGGCACGAGGACCAAGCUAGAUUUAUUGAGGACGCUCGUCGGUUAUUGGCCAUGUCGCCUUCCGAGCGCAAGGCCAUGGUCCAGCGCGCGCCGCCCGGCAUGGCGAUGCCGCCACCGCCUCCUGGUAUUGGGCGGAGCCCGCCCGGUUCGCCGCGACGCGUCGGCGCGCCGGCCGCGCCGCACCCUGGAAGCCCCAGAAGGAACGGGCCCCCGCCGGGCUUAGUACCGUCCGUAGACCACCUCCCACCUGGGCUAGCGGCGUUAGCUUUGGAAGUAGCAGCCGAAGGCAACCCGCCGCCCGGCAUUAGUAGGUCCCCGCCAAAACCAACAGAUGAUGACGACGUCGCCGCGGCUUUAUCAGCAUUGAUCAGCGGCAACACACCGGAAGAACCGCCCCCAAAGCCCAAAAAAAAGUGGGAGCCUCCCCGAGUCCAUGUGAGGCGGGGCGGCAGGGUCUCGUUUACCGCUCCUGAUGGGCAGAAGGGGCCCCUGCGGCCUCGAGCGAGGUUAGACGUCAGUUGGGAGCUGCGCGUCGACGAGGAUGUGGAAGUAGGCUCGAGGAGGGACGUCUCCGUCGGUCUGUUCCGCGUCGGCGCGCCGACCAAUGACGCCGCGAUAGUGGCCAAGCAGGGCAAGGGCACGGUCGAAGAAACGGGUCUGGCGCGGGGCGCCGUCGCCUUCUUCGCGCCGCGAGCCGCUGGUGCAUUUGUUUUUAGAUUACUCGAUCCAGAACCCCCAGGUCAACAGCAAAAGCCCAAGUCAGAGCGGCCCAAAGCGUCUUCCAACGUCUACGCGACGUCUGAUAAGUUGGACGUUGUGGUACGGACCCAUGAUGACUUACUAGAUAGUCUGAAGGCGUCGCUGCAGCAGCUGGAAGAACCUGGGAGAAGUAGGUUGGGCGCCUUGCAACAACUCGCGGUGGUCGCCGAGACCCUACCGGCGUCACUAGCACCGAAGCGACUCACGCACGUGGGCGGCCGAAGCGGGAGUAGUGCGGAGAAAAAAUGUCGAGAGAAAUUGCGAGCGUGCCUCGCCAGAUGUUUAGAUGAGCUCGCGAAGAACGUUCCCGGUCCUUUGACAUUAGCGACGCGUCGCCGAGCCGACGAGCUGCCUUUUGACGUCGACGAGACGGAGGAGGACGCUUUGACUAGAGAACGGGCCUGGUCCGUGCUGAGCGAGGAGGACGAGGUGGCUGCGAGGGAUGCUUUUGAACAGCAGCGCGUCGCGAAGAUCAAGAAGCAGCGCAAUGAUGAUAGACGAGCUAGGGAUGUGCACGCCGCGUGUCGGAGGCUGUGUGCGGCCUUCAACGGGAAUUCAGCCUCUAGACAAUGGUUAGAAUCCGCAGCUCCGGAGCAGGCUCGACGCCUAGACGACGUUUCGACGCGAUGGGACGCGCUGCUCGAGGAGUUCUGGCCCGGCGGGGCCGACGGCGUGGCGGCUCUCAGGAGACACUACGAUCGAGCCGAUUCCUUUUUUAGGCCGACGCACCAGCCGUCGGCGCAGCAGCACGGCUUCGCCUGGCGGGCUCUGGAUGACGCUUGUGCGCGCGUGUUGCCCCAGUUGUUCCCUUCCGAAAACUUUUUUAAGCGAAGGGAGGAAGUUAGAAGAAGGGUCGAGGCUUGUCUCAACAACGCUGACGUGUUGGGCAACGGUCGACGACUCGUGCUGCGAGUCUUUGGAAGCUCCGCGAACUUGUUCGGGGCCGAGGGCGCGGACCUGGACAUGUGCGUCGUGCCCGCUGCUAGUGAAGAGGACACGGAACUCAGUUCGCCGGAGGUCUGUCGGCGCGUCGGCGAAGCUCUGGAAAGUGCGGGGGCCAAGAACGUGCAGGUGCGCGACACGGCGCGAGUACCUAUUGUACUAUUUGCGGACCCCCAAACUGGACUAGACUGCGACGUGUCGACGCACAACCCGCUGGCGUUGCGGAACACGGAAUUGCUCCGGGCGUACGCGAAGAUCGACGGAAGGGUCAGAGGCAUGGCCUACGUCAUCAAGAAGUGGGCGAAGAUCCGCGGGAUUAAUUCCCCGUCAGAUGGUACCCUGUCCAGUUACGGCUACAUCCUUUGUGUAUUGGCCUUCCUGCAGACCGUCCCGAACCCGCCGAUACUACCCUCCUUACAGAGAUUGGACCUGGACUGGCCGAACCCGAAGAAUCCCGACCGACCGCCGCCCGAACGCGUGCCGCACCCCUUCGACGCGUCAAGGGACGUCUGUUUGUCGUUUCACGACCCAGAUAAAACAGGUUCAUUGGCGGACCUCCGGGAAAUUGCUGGAAGAAACCGCCAGUCGCUUGGGGAGUUGCUCGCGCUAUUUUUUAGACAUUAUGCGUGGGAUGUUGAUUAUCGCAACCUCGUGGUCGCGCCGCGGACGGCCUGCGUGCUGCCCAAGGCCAACAAGGCCGAGCUCGACUGCUGGCCGCAGAACCCCCAUUUAGCGAUCGAGGACCCCUUCGAGACGCACUACGACGUCGCCCACGUCCUGAAGUACCCGAAGCACCAGCUCGUGCGCAAGGAGUUCAUGCGGGCCUCGAAGCUUAUUGAUGAUGCCGCGGCGCAGCGCGUCGACCCGGACUUGGUGCUGGACUACAUCUGCGAGCCGCUGCCCGUGCCCGACCAGGUUAUGUGAGCGCGCGCAUCCCAAAGUUGUGCGCUUUUUGGUUGGGGCUUUUUUAACUAUCAUGAUAUUUA
This is a messenger RNA of Pelagomonas calceolata, 3272 nucleotides long. The record is from the annotation of a GenBank genome assembly. NCBI's taxonomy places the organism in Eukaryota, Pelagophyceae, Pelagomonadales, Pelagomonadaceae.